Gadus chalcogrammus (walleye pollock) is the source of this 7688-nucleotide messenger RNA. Its product is annotated as disks large homolog 5-like. Gene Ontology annotation, molecular function: protein binding. Gene Ontology annotation, biological process: regulation of apoptotic process. The record is from RefSeq and is a predicted model, not a curated record. Lineage: Eukaryota; Metazoa; Chordata; Actinopteri; Gadiformes; Gadidae.
AGCUGCUAAAAUAGUGAGCCAUGGCGGAGUUUGUAGGCACACAGAAAAGACUACCAAAGAGUUGGUACAGUUUGCAACAUGUAGGAAAAACUUAAUUCAAAAGGAAGGUCGUUUUCUUUGGGGGAAAUGUAAAGAGGACCGCUUCAACGCUGAGCGUCUACGCCAGGAGGACUAACAGUAGGACUAAACACGCUCACGGAAAAUGUAUUGCCAUUUCUUAGUUCAGCCAGCGUUUGGCAACAAAUAUGGCUACUUGUGUCUGCUGCGCUUCGCGUUGAAAACCAUCCCAGAAAGGCUUUGCAGCUCGUUCUCACGGACUUCCAGCACUCCCGAGUGAACUUUAUGCUCGGGAAGAAUUUGAUCACGCAUUUGUUUCUCAGCGACCAGCUCCUGACGCGAGAGAAGCGGGCUGAAAUGGAGUCCAAACACAAGGAGUUGUUGGAGAAAUGUUACCAGAACUUAAUGGAGUCAAUAACCGAUGCAGACGCUGUGGUGGGUGUUUUGGCACAUUCUGGCACUCUCAGCCAAUCGGAACGCUACGAAUUGGAGCACAACUGUACCUCAAACUCGGAGAAGGUAGACCUUCUCUUGAAGAUGCUGAUAAGUAAAGAGAGAGACCAUUUCCGAGAUCUGUGCACGGCUCUGGAGAAGACCCACCCUCACCUGAGUUCUGUUCUGUUUAAUGGCACUGGACCUGUCGAUCACAGUUCUGGCUCCACCUACAGUGUCUUGUCCACAAUGCCGUCGGACUCGGAGAGCAGUAGCUCCCUCAGCAGCCUGGCCUCCUCGCCGCCGCCCAGCCACACGGAGAUCCACGGCGUCCUCACGCGGGAGAACAUGGAGACGGUGCUGUUCCAGCUGAAGCAAGUGACCCGGGAGCGGGAUGACCUGCGCAAGAGGCUGGCCCUCUCCUCGCCCGGGACCACCUUUGACGACUGCAGACCCCACUCCAGGUCGGGCCAGGACUACGAACGCCUCAAGAUGCAGUGCAUGAAGGCCAUGGCGGACCUGCAGUCCCUUCAGAACCAGCACAGCUCCACCCUCAAGAGAUGUGAGGAGGCCGUGAAGAAGGCAGAUUUCUACCACACACUGCACGGCCGGCUGGCGAGCGAGCAGGCCCAGCUGAAGGAGGAGACGGAGGCGCUGCGGCUGGACAACAUGCAGCUGCUGCGGGAGCACGGCCACAGCACGCAGGCCUGCGACGAGCUGCGGCGGCUGCGGCAGGGCGACCUGCGGGACGCCGCCGACAUGAGGACGCUGCACCAGCAGGUGAUGCGCGAGGGCUCGUCGGACGUCCUCAGCAAGCUGUACGACGCCACGGCGGAGAAGCUGGCGGCGGCGCGGCGCGACUACGAGGCGCUGCGCAAGCGCUACGGCGAGCAGACGGCGAGCCACAACGCCGACCUGGGCCGCCUGGCGCAGGCUGACGGGGAGAACCAGCGGCUGCAGGCGCAGCUGGACGCGCUGCUGCAGCAGAGGGACGCCGCCGUGCACCGCCAGCAGCAGUACUCCUCGACCGGGAGGAGGUACGACACGGUGCAGCAGGAGCUGGCCGCUGCGGCGGCCCAGAACAAGGAGCUGCAGCGGGAGACGGAGCGGCUGCAGGCGGAGGCCACGCGCCUCAAGACCCAGCAGCUGAAGGCGGCCAAGGACUGCGACAAGUACAAGGAGGAGCGGGACUCGGUGUUCAGCGAGUACCGGCUCAUCAUGAGCGAGCGGGACCAGGUGAUCAAGGAGGUGGACAAGCUGCAGACCGGCCUGGAGCUGGCCGAGGCCCGGCUGAAGAACACCUCGUCGGAGAGGCGCGUGGCCGGCGACGAGCUGGAGGCGCUCAGACAGGAGCUGGGCUCGGCGCUGGCGGAGCGCGACCGGGCGGUGUGCGAGCGCAACGAGCUGCGGGACAAGUGCUGCCACGAGGCCAAGGACAAGUCGGAGGCCCGGGAGGAGCUGGGCCAGGCCUGCAAGGAGGCGGAGACGGCCCGGGAGGAGCGCGACGUCGCCCGCAAGGAGCGCACCGAGGCCAUCGUGCAGCGCGACCAGCUGCUGCGCGAGUACUACCAGGCCCGACAGAAACAGGACUCUCUCAGCCUGGACAUGGAGCGGGCCACCAAGGAGAUGGAGGUGCUGAGGAAGCAGCACGAGGCCGUGUCCCAGGAGCUGAAGGAGGCGUCGCAGGAGGCGGAGGUGGCCAAGUGCAGGCGGGACUGGGCCUUCCAGGAGCGGGACAAGAUGGUGGCCGAGAGGGAGAGCAUACGCACCCUGUGUGACAACCUGCGGAGGGAGCGGGACCGGGCGGUCAGCGACCUGGCCGACGCCCUGAGGAACCUGGACGACACCAGGAAGCAGAAGAACGACGCCGCGCGCGAACUCAAGGAGCUCAAGGAGAAGGUGGAGGACCAGCUGGAGAAGGAGGCCCGCUUCCGCCAGCUGAUGGCCCACAGCUCGCACGACUCGGCCAUCGACACUGACUCCAUGGAGUGGGAGACGGAGGUGGUGGAGUUUGAGAAGGACCGGGAUGACAUGGACUUGAAAGCGCUCGGCUUUGACAUCGCUGAGGGGGUGAGCGACCCGUACCUACCAGGAGACUGUGGUAUAUUUGUGAGCAGGGUGGACAAAGGAAGUGUUGCAGAAGGAAGACUGAGGGUGAAUGAUUGGCUGCUGAAGAUUAACGACGUGGACCUAGCAAAUAAGGACAGGAAGCAAGUGAUCAAGGCGGUGCUAGGCGUGGAGGGGGUGAUUAAUAUGGUGGUGCGGCGGAGGAGGUCCCUGGGCGCGCGCGUCAUCACGCCCGUGCAGCUCAGCCUGGUCGGCCACAAAGACAGCGGUAUAGGUCUGGAGAGUGGUGUGUUUGUGGCUGGGAUUACCCCCGGCAGCCCCGCGGCCAAGGACAGCUCUCUCACACCCGGGGAUAGACUGCUAGCAAUAAAUGGCAUCGCCGUGGACAACAAGUCUCUCUCUGACUGUGAAGCUCUGCUGAGGAGCUGUCGUGACACCCUCAGCAUCUCUCUCAUGAAGUUCCAUCCCCACAGCUGCUCGGGCCAGAGCCUGCUGUCCGACUGCGACCGCAGCCCGGGGGGCCGGCCCCAGUCCUGUGAGAUCCACGCCCGGAGCUGCCGUCACCCCAAGCACAACAACUCCACCCAGACGGACAUCUACAGCCCCGACGGUCCGGUCGCAGGGCCGGACGGGCCCCGCCGAGACCCUCCGGCCGACGGCUUCCUCAGCAGCCCCCCUCCCUAUCACCUCAAACCCUCCCCCAGCAGCUCCCUGCACUCCCACCCGCUGGCCCCGCGCGGGGACCCCCCGGCGGCCCCGGAGCCCCACCCAGACUACUGCUGCCGGAGGCCCGAACUCCUCCUCCACCACCACCACCACCACCAACACCCCCGCCGAGACCCCGCCUUCAGCCCUCCGCCUCCCGGGGACGGCCCCCCGGACCCGGCCUGUCCGGGCGGCGGCGGCGGCGGCGGCGGAGGGGGGCAGAGCCCCCCCCCGACGGAGAAGCCCAGCGGGGGCACCUGGCCCAAGGUGGUGGGCGGCGGCGGGACCGCCGUGUCGGAGUUCGCCCAGCUCUCCAUCUUCAAGAGGCCCAAGCCGCGGAAGUCCAUCUUCGACGUGGACGCCUUCAAGAGGCCAGACACUGUGGCGGUGGCGGCGGCGGCGCCCAAGCUGGACUACCUGUCCCUGUCCCAGCAGCCGCGCCGCUCCCCGCAGAGCCCCGUGUCGGAGGGCCCGGCCCCGCCCACCCCGCCCGCCCGCAGCGACUCGUUCCGCUUCAAGCGGCGGCAUCAGAACAGCUCGGCGUCGGACUCGACCAUCGCCGCCGCGACGCCCCCCGCCUCUCCGGUACCCGCCGCCGCCGCCGCCGCCGCCGCCGCCGGAGGAGCGGCACGGCCCGCCGGCCACCGUCAGCGCUUCUACGGCGUAGACACUCCCACGCUGCCGCCGGACGCCAAGCCGGGCUUCCGGAGGGCCGGCGAGGGCCGCAGGCCGAAGACGGAGGAGCACGAGAGGAAGAGGUACCGGCCUGGGUCGGCGCCGGCUCUGCGGCGCAACGUGACCCCCUUGCACAUCCCCAUCCCCACGCAGGUUCAGAGUUUCUCUAACGACGAGCAUUCCCCCGAGCCCGUGGACCUGGUGCGUUUCUCCCCCAUGCGUUGCCAUCGCUACAGCAUGCCCUUCGUUCCCCCCGGCUACAGCAACACCAUCGCCGCACACCCCCCACAGAGAGACCUGGCUCCGUGCCCCGCCGUCACCGCCGUGAUGAGGAACCCCGUCUACACGGCCUGGAGCCACGAGGUCCAGCCCGGGAACUCCCCCCCUCCGCCCGCCCCCGGCCCCGCCCCGCCCCACCCGCUCCACCCCCUCACCAGCCCCGGCCCCCAGCACCAGAACCACCACAGCCUGGACCUCAGUCAGAAGCACAGAGACGGAGGAGACUUCCCCGAGGGCGGGCACAGCCUGCCGCCAUCGCGCCCGCAACACAGCACCAACUCCCUUCCCUCCGGCGCCCGGCUAGGUUCUUUAAGCACUGCCCAGUUCAGGACGGAGCGCAUCAAGAUCCCCCCCGCCCGCUACCCGCGAUCCGUCGGGUCGGACAGAGGCUCCCUGUCUCACUCGGAGUGCAGCAGCCCCACGCCCCCGCUGUCCCCCGUGCGCCUGGACACGGCGUCCUUCGCCAGCAGCCAAUCACAGGGCUCCAUCGCCGCCCAGGCCAGGAUAUCGGUCAGCCCCGCCCCCAUCGGCGACAGGCGGAAGGAUCGGCCUUACCUGGAAGAGCCUCGCAACGUGAUGGUACAGAAGGGGGCGGAGCCUCUGGGCAUCUCCAUUGUGAGUGGUGAGAGCGGGGGCGUGUUCGUCUCCAAGGUGACCGCCGGCAGCAUCGCCCACCAGGCCAGACUGGAGUACGGAGAUCAACUCCUGGAGUUCAACGGGAUCAACCUGCGCAACGCCAACGAGCAGCAGGCGCGGCUGGUGAUUGGCCAGCAGUGUGACACGGUGACCGUCCUGGCCCAGUACAACCCCCACAUGGUGCAACUGGGGAAUGGCUCGCACUCCGGCUCCUGCCUGGGCUCCAUCAGCAACCAGGCCACGCCAGACGACAGCAGCGCCGGCAGCCCCGACGACGACGACCAGUCGGCCGUGGACACGCUGAGCGAGCCGGAGGACGAGGGCACCAUCACGCCCCCCUCCAGGCAGACCACUCCCGCCACCAGCCCCAGCAGCUCCUUCAGGCUACCAGGCUCCGCCUCCCGCCACGCCCCCACGCCCUCUCGGCUGGUCCGGCUCAAGAGGACCCCCCAGGUGGAGCUGGGGGUGCAGAUCUGUGGGGGGAACCUCUGCGGCAUCUACGUGGAGAGCCUGGACGAGGACAGCCCGGCCAGGGUGCCGGAGGGGCUGCUCCCCGGGGACCUGAUAGUGGAGUUCAACGGCGUCAGCAUGAAGAACAAGACGGUGGAGGAGGCGUACCUGGAGCUGCUGAAGCCGGGCGAGACGGUCACCUUCAAAGUGCAGCACCUGGCCGAGGACCUGACCCUAAUCAAAGAGUUCCCCGGGGACGGGUUCUUCAUACGAGCACUUUACGACCGCGUGGCGGACGGGGAGCAGGAGCUGAGCUUCAAGAAGGACGACAUCCUGUAUGUGGAGGACACGCUGCCCAACGGCAACUUUGGCUACUGGAUGGCCUGGCAGCUGGACGAGCAUGCACGCAAGCUGGAGAAGGGCCAGGUGCCGUCCAAAUACAUGGUGGACCAGGAGUUUUACCGGAGGCACGGGGGCCCCGACACCAAGGACGAGAACGGCGCCGGCAAGAGCCUGUCGGCCGCCGCCCGCCGCUCCUUCUUCCGGCGGCGGCUCAAGCACAAGCGCAGCGGCUCCAAGGACGGCAAGGACCUGGCCGCCCUGGAGGCCUUCAGCACCGACUCCCUGCCCGUCACGGAAGACGGCGUCUGCUUGGCCUACCAGCGGGUUCAGAAGGUGGAGUGCUCCUCCCCCAGACCGGUGCUGGUUCUGGGGCCCCUGGUGGAGGCCAACAAGGACAUGCUGGUGAAGGAGGCCCCUGCUAAGUUCUUCCGUUGUCUCCCUGAGGUGAUGAAGGCCUCGCAGCAGGCCAUCGAGCGGGGCGUGAAGGACUGCGUGUUCAUCGACUACAAGCGCAGGAGUGGCCAUUUUGACGUGACCACCGUGGCGUCCAUCAAGGAGAUCACAGAGAGGGACUGCCACUGUCUGCUUGACAUCGCGCCGCAUGCCAUCGAACGGCUUCACAGCGUCCACAUCUACCCCAUCGUCAUAUUCAUCCGCUACAAAAACGCCAAGCAGAUCAAGGAGCAGAAAGACCCCCAGUAUCUGCGGGAGAAGGUCUCCCAGAAGCAUUCCAAGGAGCAGUUCGAGAGCGCGCAGAAGAUCGAGCAGGACUACAGCCGCUUCUUCACAGGUGUGGUCCAGGGGGGCAGCCUGUCCUACAUCUGCACCCAGAUCCUCACCGUGGUGGAGCAGGAGCAGAGCAAGGUCCUCUGGAUCCCAGAUGGAGCGCCGUAGCACCGCCACCUGCUCCACACACACACACACACACACACACACACACACACACACACACACACACACACACACACACACACACACACACACACACACACACACACACACAGAGACACUAACACACGCACACACACAGAGACACUAACACACGCACACACACAGAGGCUGAGAGAGACGGAGGCGGGGAGAGAGACGCACACAGAGAAACAGACACACACACCCCAGCGGGGUCGGUACGUCUUAGCGGUCGUCAUAAGUGACAGGUCUCCCUCCACACAGCCCCGCAGCAUUAGAAGUAUGAGGUUUGUAAUAGCACUGACGUUACGGACAUGAUAACCCCCACUACAAUAGUGAUGUACUACAGGUAGAUUUUGUUUACACUAGUGUUUUAAUGCGUACUUGAAUGAUUUUCAUCUUUUUCCAUGAACAUUUGGCACUCCUUAAUUCCGCAACCUGUUUUUUGUUCUUUGUGUCUCGGAGGCCGGUGUGCAGCAGUAGACUGUAAUUAAAUGUUAAUCAUAUCAGUCCAUACCUGAAGGUAGAACCUGUGCCGUCUCCACGUCUUUGAUUUAAUACCUUUUGUUGAUUAAUCCAAGCCAAUCGAAGGUAGGUUAUGAAGUCUAUAUAACUAUAUCAAUGUAGCUAUCUUCGAAUAAACGUGUCAAUAUUGUCCGGUGUUCCUGUUUAUAGGGCACAUCUGUGGCGAUUUUACUUAUUUUUUCCUCUUUUUGUUUGUGGCACUGCAAUAUUGUAUUGCCAUCGGUUCUCAGACGUGUAUAGGUUGUGCCAAACAUGUAGGUGUUCACUACACAAUACCUAUACUGCAGUUAUGUUAUCAACGCUUGGAUAUCUGUAAAGCAAUAAUACCACAGGUACGGUAGUCUCACAGUCAGAGGAUAUCCAGCGUGUUACUGAUGUUGGCAAUGUUGACACAAUGUUUUUGCUACUUUUUCUGAAGUGAAUAAUUUAAGAAGGGAUAUUUUAUUUCUGAUUCACAGCAGACAAAGUAUUUACAAUCUCCUCUUUGACGACAAAUCAUUGUCCGCAUUUCAUUUAAUCGGGUUGGAUUUAACGGUCCAUUUCAACUUUGCUCUAAUUUAAUAUUUGUAUCAAAUAUUGUAAAAAAAUAAAUAAAUAUAAUGAACGAAGUC